Molecule: messenger RNA, 7741 nt
Organism: Sorex araneus (European shrew)
Lineage: Eukaryota; Metazoa; Chordata; Mammalia; Eulipotyphla; Soricidae
Gene: ADGRL2
Product: adhesion G protein-coupled receptor L2
Exons: 22
Coding region: 737-4837 (1366 amino acids)
Biological process (GO): brain development; cell surface receptor signaling pathway; adenylate cyclase-activating G protein-coupled receptor signaling pathway
Cellular component (GO): neuron projection; membrane
Molecular function (GO): G protein-coupled receptor activity; carbohydrate binding
Source: RefSeq, a predicted model, not a curated record
AAAUUUUGUACUAAUUCUUUUUUUUGGGGGGGGUCUCUAUUGCCUUACCCCACUCUUUGAAAUCUGUAUUGGAGAGUGGGAGGAGAUUUAUAUAUUCAUGAAUAGGAGGCAUUUAAAAAAUGAUUUAAUGGAUCUUUCUAGAAAUAGAAUGUACUGGACCAUGUUUAUAUUGGACUGAGAUGCAUAAUUAUAUUUUUUCUUAAAUAUUUUUGGAAAUAAAGAACUAUAUCAGUAAUCAUUAAAUUUGACCUAAAAUCCAAAAUUUAGUUGUCAUUUUUGUAUAAUUUCUUACUGUUAUGCAUACUUCCUUUUAAUCAAUUUAAUAAUUAGCUUACAUGAUAAGUAGAUGACCCUUAUGCAUGCAUUUGUAUCUGUAGCAUACAUAUGUAUAAUAAAAUUCGAAAAUAAUGCUGAGUGACUUUGGAAAGGCAAGAGUAUGUAUACCAUGCAUUAGUGAAGUUUCAUUAUUUAUUCAGGUUCACUAAGUGAAGCAACAUGCCAGCAUAUUUAUAUUGCCUCCUUAAUCUACUAAAAUGAUUGAUCCAUGUUCUUUUAUGUAACUUUAGAAUCUUUCUUUUGCUAGGUUUUCCCUGUUGUGUGUUUCUCUUUGUCCAAAAUAGUGCAGCUCUUAUUCUUCCUAUAUAUAGCUUCUAUUACAAAUUCAGACUUAGACUAAUAGUCAAUUUAUUUUAAUCUUUUUUUCUUUUUUCCUUGAACUUUUUUUACUUUUCUUCCGAUGCUUAAAAUAGAAGUGGAGCAAAAAGUUUUUGUGUGCCCUGGGACCUUGAAAGCAAUUGUGGACUCACCAUGUAUAUAUGAAGCUGAACAAAAGGCAGGUGCUUGGUGCAAGGAUCCACUUCAGGCUGCAGAUAAAAUUUAUUUUAUGCCCUGGACUCCCUACCGCACUGAUACUUUAAUAGAAUUUGCUUCUUUAGAGGAUUUCCAAAACAGUCGCCAAACAACAACAUACAAACUACCAAACCGAGUAGAUGGCACUGGAUUUGUGGUAUAUGAUGGUGCUGUCUUCUUUAACAAAGAAAGAACAAGGAAUAUUGUGAAAUUUGACUUGAGGACUAGAAUUAAGAGUGGAGAGGCCAUAAUUAAUUAUGCCAACUAUCAUGAUACCUCACCUUAUAGAUGGGGAGGAAAGACUGAUAUCGACCUAGCAGUUGACGAGAAUGGCUUAUGGGUCAUUUAUGCCACAGAACAGAACAAUGGAAUGAUAGUUAUUAGCCAACUCAAUCCAUACACUCUUCGAUUUGAAGCAACCUGGGAGACUGUAUAUGACAAACGUGCUGCCUCCAAUGCUUUUAUGAUCUGUGGAGUUCUCUAUGUGGUCAGGUCAGUUUAUCAAGACAAUGAAAGUGAAACAGGCAAGAACGCAAUUGAUUAUAUCUACAAUACACGAUUGAACCGAGGAGAGUAUGUCGAUGUCCCCUUCCCAAAUCAGUACCAGUACAUUGCUGCAGUGGAUUAUAAUCCAAGAGAUAACCAGCUGUAUGUGUGGAACAAUAAUUUCAUUUUACGAUAUUCUCUGGAGUUUGGUCCACCUGAUCCUGCCCAAGUGCCUACUACAGCUGUGACAAUAACUUCUUCAGCUGAACUAUUCAAAACCACAGUAUCAACCCCAAGCACUACUUCACAGAAAGGCCCCAUGAGCACAACUGUAGCUGGACCACAGGAAGGAAGCAAAGGGACAAAAUCACCUCCAGCAGUUUCUACAACCAAAAUGCCUCCUGUAACAAAUAUUUUUCCCCUGCCAGAGCGAUUCUGCGAGGCAUUAGACGCGAGGGGAAUAAAGUGGCCUCAGACACAAAGGGGAAUGAUAGUUGAACGACCAUGUCCCAAGGGAACAAGAGGAACUGCCUCAUAUCUCUGCAUGGUUUCCACUGGAACAUGGAACCCUAAGGGCCCCGAUCUUAGCAACUGUACCUCACACUGGGUAAAUCAGCUGGCUCAGAAGAUCAGAAGUGGGGAAAAUGCUGCUAGUCUUGCCAAUGAACUGGCUAAACAUACCAAAGGACCUGUAUUUGCUGGGGAUGUCAGUUCUUCUGUUAGAUUGAUGGAACAACUGGUGGACAUUCUUGAUGCACAGCUGCAGGAACUGAAACCUAGUGAGAAGGAUUCUGCUGGAAGGACCUUUAACAAACUCCAAAAACGAGAGAAGACAUGCAGGGCUUACCUUAAGGCGAUUGUUGACACAGUGGACAACCUUCUGAGACGUGAAGCUUUGGAAUCCUGGAGACAUAUGAAUUCUACAGAACAAGCACAUACUGCAACGAUGUUACUGGAUACUUUGGAAGAAGGGGCUUUUGUUCUGGCUGACAAUUUAGUAGAACCAACCAGGGUCUCAAUGCCCACAGAAAAUAUUGUUUUGGAGGUUGCAGUACUUAGUACAGAAGGACAAGUCCAAGACUUUAAAUUUCCUCUGGGCAUCAAAGAAGAAGGCAGUUCAAUCCAACUCUCUGCAAAUACUGUCAAACAGAACAGCAGGAAUGGGCUUGCAAAGUUGGUAUUCAUCAUUUACCGAAGUCUGGGACAGUUCCUUAGUACAGAAAAUGCAACCAUCAAGCUGGGCGCUGAUUUCAUUGGACGUAAUAGCACCAUUGCCGUGAACUCGCACGUCAUUUCAAUUUCAAUCAAUAAGGAAUCCAGCCGAGUAUACUUGACUGAUCCUGUGCUUUUUACAUUACCACAUAUUGAUCCUGACAAUUAUUUCAAUGCAAACUGCUCCUUCUGGAACUACUCGGAGAGAACUAUGAUGGGAUAUUGGUCUACCCAGGGCUGCAAGCUGGUUGACACUAAUAAAACUCGUACAACGUGUGCAUGCAGCCACCUAACCAAUUUUGCAAUUCUUAUGGCCCACAGGGAAAUUGCAUUCAAAGAUGGAGUUCAUGAAUUGCUCCUUACAGUCAUCACCUGGGUGGGAAUUGUCAUUUCCCUUGUUUGCCUGGCUAUUUGCAUCUUCACUUUCUGCUUUUUCCGUGGUCUACAAAGCGAUCGUAAUACUAUUCAUAAGAACCUUUGUAUCAACCUUUUCAUUGCUGAAUUUAUUUUCCUAAUAGGCAUUGAUAAAACAAAAUACAUGAUUGCAUGCCCAAUAUUUGCAGGACUUCUGCACUUUUUCUUUUUGGCUGCUUUUGCUUGGAUGUGCCUGGAAGGUGUGCAGCUCUAUCUAAUGUUAGUUGAAGUUUUUGAAAGUGAAUAUUCAAGGAAGAAAUACUACUAUGUUGCUGGUUACUUGUUUCCUGCCACUGUGGUUGGAGUUUCAGCUGCUAUCGACUAUAAGAGCUAUGGAACAGAAAAAGCUUGCUGGCUUCAUGUUGAUAACUAUUUUAUUUGGAGUUUUAUUGGACCAGUUACCUUCAUUAUUCUGCUAAAUAUCAUCUUUCUUGUGAUCACUUUGUGCAAAAUGGUGAAGCACUCAAACACUUUGAAACCAGAUUCUAGCAGGUUGGAAAACAUUAAUAAUUACCGUGUUUGUGAUGGCUACUAUAAUACGGACUUACCUGGCUAUGAAGAUAAUAAGCCAUUUAUCAAGUCUUGGGUGCUUGGCGCUUUCGCUCUCCUUUGUCUUCUCGGCCUAACCUGGUCAUUUGGGUUACUUUACAUUAAUGAGGAGACUACUGUGAUGGCGUAUCUCUUCACCAUCUUUAAUGCUUUCCAGGGAAUGUUCAUUUUCAUCUUUCACUGUGCUCUCCAAAAGAAAGUACGGAAGGAAUACGGCAAAUGCUUCAGACACUCAUACUGCUGCAGCGGACUCCCCACCGAGAGCCCCCACAGUUCUGUGAAGGCAUCAACCACCAGAACCAGUGCUCGCUAUUCUUCUGGCACUCAGAGUCGUAUAAGAAGGAUGUGGAAUGACACUGUGAGAAAACAAUCUGAAUCUUCUUUUAUCUCAGGUGACAUCAAUAGCACUUCAACACUUAAUCAAGGAAUGACUGGCAAUUACCUACUAACAAACCCUCUUCUUCGACCCCACGGCACUAACAACCCCUAUAACACAUUGCUCGCUGAAACAGUUGUAUGCAAUGCCCCUUCAGCUCCUGUAUUUAACUCACCAGCAACCUACAGAGAGACAAGACAUUCACUGAACAAUGCCAGGGAUACAAGUGCCAUGGAUACUCUACCGCUAAAUGGUAAUUUCAACAACAGCUACUCACUGCGCAAGGGGGACUAUAACGACAGCGUGCAGGUCGUGGACUGUGGACUAAGUCUGGAUGAUACCGCUUUCGAGAAGAUGAUCAUCUCAGAGUUAGUGCACAACAACCUCCGCGGCAGCAGCAAGACUCACAACCUGGAGCUCACGCUGCCCGUCAAGCCCGUGAUUGGAGGCAGCAGCAGCGAAGACGAUGCCAUCGUGGCCGACGCUUCCUCUUUGAUGCACGCAGACAACCCAGGGCUGGAGCUCCAUCACAAAGAACUCGAGGCACCGCUCAUCCCUCAGCGGACUCACUCCCUUCUGUACCAACCCCAGAAGAAAGUGAAGCCCGAGGGGACGGACAGCUAUGUGUCUCAGCUCACGGCCGAGGCGGAGGACCACCUGCAGUCCCCCAACCGAGACUCUCUCUACACAAGCAUGCCCAAUCUCAGAGACUCCCCCUACCCGGAGAGCAGCCCCGACAUGGAAGAGGACCUCUCUCCCUCCAGGAGGAGCGAGAACGAGGACAUUUACUAUAAAAGCAUGCCAAAUCUCGGAGCUGGCCGGCAACUUCAGAUGUGCUACCAGAUCAGCAGGGGCAACAGUGACGGGUACAUCAUCCCCAUCAACAAAGAAGGGUGUAUCCCAGAAGGCGACGUGAGAGAAGGACAAAUGCAGCUGGUCACAAGUCUUUAAUAGUGCCGCUAAGGAAUUCCAAGGACCACGUGCAGAGGGUGAAGAAAUAAGCAAAAGACUCCACCAGCCUGAGACAGUUCCCUCACGCUCCGCCCAUCGAGAUGGCUCUGUUGACCUGUGGUUCUCCAGUGUAAAAAGAUGACUGAACCUUGCAGUUCUGUGAAUUUUUAUAAAACAUGCAAAAACUUUGUAUAUACACAGAGUAUACUAAGAUGAAUUAUUUGUUACAAAGAAAAGAAAUGCCAACCAGGUAUUUUAAGAUUCUGCUGCUGUUUAGAGAAAUUGUAAAACAGGCGAAGCAAAACUUUCCAGCCAUUAUACUGCAGCAGUUUGUGAACUAAAUUUGUAAAUAUGGCUGCACCAUUUUUGUAGGCCUGCAUUGUAUUAUAUACAAGACGUAGGCUUUAAAAUCCUGUGGGACAAAUUUACUGUACCUUACUGUUCCCGACAAGACUUGGAAAAGCAGGAGAGAUAUUCUGCGUCAAUUUGCAGUUCACUGCAAAUCUUUUACAUUAAGGCAAAGAUUGAAAACAUGUUUAACCACUAGCAAUCAAGCCACAGGCCUUAUUUCAUAUGUUUCCUCAACUGUACAAUGAACUAUUCUCAUGAAAAAUGGCUAAAGAAAUUAUAUUUUGUUCUAUUGCUAGGGUAAAAUAAAUACAUUUGUGUCCAACUGAAAUAUAAUUGUCAUUAAAAUAAUUUUAAAGAGUUUGAAGAAAAUAUUGUAAAAGCUCUUGGUUGCACACAUGUUAUGAAAUGUUUUUUCUUACACUUUGUCAUGGUAAGUUCUACCCAUUUUCACUUAUUUUUCACUGUAUACAGUGUUCUACUUUGACAAGUUAGUCCUUAUUCUUAAAUUUGAAUUUCUUAUUGCCAAACGAACGUGUUUUAUGGGAAGAAAACUCUUUCAAGCCAGUUACGCUAUGCCUUGCACAAAUGUGGUAAAAUCUAGGAAAGAUUGUGUCAUCCUCUGUUUAUUCUUCAACAGAGGGCGAAGAGGGCACUGGGCACUUCUCACAAACUUUCUAGUGAACUAAAGGUGCCUAUUCUUUUUUAAAAAAUAAAAUAAAACAUAAAUAUUACUCUUCCAUAUUCCUUCUGCCUAUAUUUAGUAAUUAAUUUAUUUUAUGAUAAAGUUCUAAUGAAAUGUAAAUUGUUUCAGCAAAAUUCUGCUUUUCCUUUCAUCUUUUUUUGUGUAAACCUGUUAAUAAUGAGCCCAUCACUAAUAUCCAGUGUAAAGUUUAACACGGUUUGACAGUAAAUAAAUGUGAAUUUUUUCAAGUAGUUUAUGUGCGCUUUUAUGUAAGACAUAAUUAGCUUUAACACACUGGUCCUUUCCCACCCUAACACCAGGUAUAUUUAAAUAUCUUCAUAAUAUAAUCCAUGGAUAUGUGAAAGAAUACAAUGAAGUUGCCUGUUCUAUAUGUUAAAAAAAAUACUACAUUUAUAUUAUAACUCCCCAUGCACAUAAUUAGAUGAAUAAGUUCCACUAGGGCAAUAGUGUCCUGAAUAUUUUUGUUCAUUUUAUUGCACUAGAGCUGAAACAAAAACAGAAAGAGUAUUGGAAAAUUCAUAGCCGUACUUGGGAAUCAUAUGAAAAGUGAUUUUUCAGCAAUACAGAAAAUAAAUUCCUAAAAUAUUUUUACACUUUACAGAUUAUACAUACCCCUAUAGACAGCUGCAGACGACAAUAUUUGUUGUCAUGGGAAGGAUUUAACUCAAGUUCAAAAAUCAUAAAAUUGAAUCUCAACAGAUUCCAUUUUCCUGUCUACAUCAUAAGUAUUUAUACCAAAUUUUUCUAAAGCUUAGUCAUUCUCUCAAUUGCUUCCACAAGUUAAAAAUCACUUUAUGUGUGCACUCUUUUCAUGCCUGUUUACAAAGUUUAGAAAGAGUAGUGAGAAAAAGUAUCAAGAUGGAUAAAGUAGACAUCGUAAGUUUAUCAACAUUUUAAUAGGGUAACAAAGAAAGAGGGUUGCUAUCACAUACAGAGAAUAUUUAGCAAGUUAGAGAUUGACUGCAAUAAAUUAUGUUAAUGUUUCAACUUUCAAUAAUCUCCUACAGUGAUACUCCUGUUUCACUAAUUGUUUUAAGGAAUUUACAAAACUUAAUUGCCUCAAAAGGGAUCCUAAAUAAUCAAACAUGAUACUUCCUUCUUUUCACAGAAACUGUAUAUUGUCACGUUUUUCACGGUAUACAAGCUAACUAGUGUCAUUCUGUUUCAGUAUCGAGUGAAUUAACAACUCACUCUUACCCCCUCCGCUGCCCAAAGAGCAACACUGAUUCUUUAAUUAGUGCUUAUAUCUUUGGAAUAUUUUUCAGAACUGGUAAGACGGGAAUAAGUAUUCAGUACCUAAAUAGUUAAUGGUCUCAGAAUAGUUUUAUUAGGAGUCUUUAUAUUAGAGAACACUAUUUGGAAGUUACCAUUUAUCUUUGCCAUCAAAAGAAGAAUCACUUUUAAAAAUAGGCCUCUUUUAAAAAUGUAUAAAUGUUGCCUUAAAUUCCAUCCAGGAUCCUCCCUACUAGGAGUAGUUUCUUAGUUCUAAAAAUACUGUCUACUCUCUUUUAAUAUUGAUGUGGUGCUCUGUUAACUCACUGGUUUCCUUGGGUCUGCCUAGAUUUUUCACCCGGGUAUACGAUUCACACAUCCUUGAUUGUUUCUCUUUGUGAUAGUGACACUGAACUUUUGUAAAGUGUAUUACUGUACCUUAUCCCAGAGGCCAGUUGCUCAAUGGCUCUAUUAUAAUAAGGAAUGAUGGUUUUUGUUUGCUUUGAAUGUGACUUGAUACAGGUUGGUCCAAAUUCACCUCUUCGAUUUUAUAUUAAAAGACUUUGAGUUUGUUCUAUUUACAAAAAAGUUACAGCUUAUACAUUUGUACAUAUUCGUAUUAAAGGCUUUCAAAAUCA